UCUCAGACGGGGCUGGUGUUGGUUUCCAUCACACCGCGCCGCCUUCUCGCCUCGGCUCCUCGUCAGGUUCGAUCCGGCUCGACCCGCCUUUCUUCCGCAGGCCUGACUCGGUCCGCCUGGAUGACUGACGGGUUGGUUUCUGGCGUUCCCCAGGGUUUUGUUUUUCCUUUUCUACUGACUGCCGCGCCGUUCUAGAUGUGAACAUGUCGGGAAUUAAUGGCGACCAGCUGCACCGCUCCACCUUGGGGAUUUACUCGAGUUUGACUGAUGAGCUCAACCCCAGUCUACAGAAACUGGUUUCACUGGGAAACCACUUUGCCCGGGCCUUCAGAGACCUUGUUGUCAGCAGCGAGGCUUACUUCACGGCGCUUUCAAAGAUCGGAGAGAGAGCUUUCUACUCCUCGUCGUCCCACUCCCUGGGAGAUGUCCUGAUCCAGAUCGCCGACAACCAGCGGAGACUCACCUCAGAGCUGGAGGGAGUGUUCCGCAACUUCAGUGUGGAAGUCCUGCAGGUGAUGGAGAGCAGCGUUCAGAUGGACUUCGACUACAUCUCAAUGUCAGGGCCUCUCCUGCAGAAAACCGAUGUCUGGACGGAGGAGGUCGACGCCACCAGGCGAGCUGAGCUCCAGCGACCSGCUGCUGUGGACAAUACUGUGACGGAGGAUAAGGAGGUGAAAGAAAACCAGAAACAAGUCAACACARACUCCCAUAUGUCAGGGCCUCUCCUGCAGAAAACCGAUGUCUGGACGGAGGAGGUCGACGCCACCAGGCGAGCUGAGCUCCAGCGACCSGCUGCUGUGGACAAUACUGGAGGGAUGAGGGCGGAGGACGUCAGACAGAUCCGAGAGGAGAUGACUCUGGGCAAGAUACCGUCAAGGGCGCCGUCCCCGGUGGGAAGCGUUUAUCGCUCCAAAGGCGGCGGUGGAGGAACUGUGUCCAUGAGGGCCAAGGCGGCGCACCAGCCCUCCAUCCCCAAYCCCACCCUGCUGCCCUUCUCCAAGGGGCAGAUCAUCACCGUGAAGGCCCAGCAGCCCCGRAACGGCUGGCUCUACGGAUACGCCGAGAACGGCUCAGGUCAGGGGUGGUUUCCAGCCUCCUACGUGGAAGAGCUUGAUGAUCCUCCGAUGUCGUCCAGCUCCUGGAACUACAGUCUUCGGAGCAGCAACAGCAUGAGCGACAUGCUGGACCAACCAGGAGUGAGCAGCAGCAGCAGGACCAGCAGCACCAUGAGCAGCGUGUUCGACCUGCCGAAACCCAACAGCAGCAGCAGCAGGAGUGGAGCCCCACCUCCUCCGCCUCCUCCACCCACGCAAUCCUCAUCUGGGCACUGUGGCAGAGUUCUGUUCUCAAUGACUCCUCAGCCUUCGUUCUGGUGGACGCAGGGCGGAAGCUCCAGCUGCUGACGACAAGUCGCAGUCAGAGAGAUCGCAGAACGAACUCUUCCCGAGGUAAGAGCAACAGCCGCAGCCUGUUAAAACGAAGCCAAUUCAUG
Molecule: messenger RNA, 1492 nt
Organism: Poecilia reticulata (guppy)
Lineage: Eukaryota; Metazoa; Chordata; Actinopteri; Cyprinodontiformes; Poeciliidae
Source: RefSeq, a predicted model, not a curated record